AUGCCCGCUACUACGAGAAGCAAGACCAAUCUACAGCAAACCCACCUGGAGGAUUUCGAGAACAAGCCGAAGAAAGAGAAAGCUACCACGUCCAAGUCACGACGCCAGGAUACAUCGAAAUCCAAAGACACCACAGCACGCGCCAAGCGCAAACAACCGGAGCACGAGGAAAAGCCUCAGAAAACUUUCCGGCCGACGAAGAAGCAAAAGGAGACGCACGACGAGGCUUCCAUCAAACCCGAGGAAGGUGUAGAAGACAACAAGCCCGUCAUCAUAAAUCGCGCGCCAGUGUUACAGCUAUGGGCCGCUUGUGUUGCCCAGAAGCUCUACCCCAACCUGUCCUGGAGCACGCAUUUGAGCAUCGGCUCCGCCGUGUCCGCGCUAUGUGCCAUUUCAAAGGGUCGUGCCAUCGGCACGAUUGACCAGCCGAAUGACGAUCCGGACAAGAAAGCCGAGAAGGAAAAGAAGAAGCGGUCCGCUGAGAAGGGAGCCGACGACGAGGUCGACGUCAUGUCCUUCAAGCUCUUGUUGGAGGAUGGCAGUGCGAUCGUUUCUGGGACGCCACAGAAGGCCAACGAGGCGGCUUUGAUUAAAAAGUAUGGAGAAGCCGAGUACGCGAGGACGAAGAAAACGAUGGAGGAAGCAAUUGAUAUGUUCGAGGCCAGGGCUAAGAAAGGCGAGUUGAACAGAACCGCGUUUCACAUGUAUGAGGAGUUUCGUCCGAGCGUGCAGCAUGGGCAGGGCGGAUGGGGUAAGAAGGGAGAACUGAGGUUGGAGAAAAUCAGGGAGCUUGCGGAGAAGCGGUGA
Molecule: messenger RNA, 807 nt
Organism: Cladophialophora carrionii CBS 160.54
Lineage: Eukaryota; Fungi; Ascomycota; Eurotiomycetes; Chaetothyriales; Herpotrichiellaceae
Exons: 1
Coding region: 1-807 (268 amino acids)
Source: RefSeq, a predicted model, not a curated record